This is a messenger RNA of Myotis lucifugus (little brown bat), 2624 nucleotides long. It is a transcript of the gene SOX10, whose product is annotated as SRY-box 10. Gene Ontology annotation, cellular component: nucleus. Gene Ontology annotation, biological process: enteric nervous system development; morphogenesis of an epithelium; negative regulation of transcription by RNA polymerase II. Gene Ontology annotation, molecular function: DNA-binding transcription factor activity, RNA polymerase II-specific; RNA polymerase II cis-regulatory region sequence-specific DNA binding. NCBI's taxonomy places the organism in Eukaryota, Metazoa, Chordata, Mammalia, Chiroptera, Vespertilionidae. The record is from RefSeq and is a predicted model, not a curated record.
GGCGGGGCCCCGGGGAGGCGGCCGAGGCGGCGGCGGGCCGGGGGCGACAUGGCGGAGGAGCAGGACCUCUCCGAGGUGGAGCUGAGCCCCGUGGGCUCCGAGGAGCCCCGCUGCUUGUCCCCGGGCAGCGCGCCCUCGCUGGGGCCCGACGGCGGCGGCGGGGGGAUCGGCCUGCGAGCCAGCCCGGGGCCGGGAGAGCUGGGCAAGGUCAAGAAGGAGCAGCAGGACGGCGAGGCGGACGACGACAAGUUCCCCGUGUGCAUCCGCGAGGCCGUCAGCCAGGUGCUGAGCGGCUACGACUGGACGCUGGUGCCCAUGCCCGUGCGCGUCAACGGCGCCAGCAAGAGCAAGCCGCACGUCAAGCGGCCCAUGAACGCCUUCAUGGUGUGGGCGCAGGCGGCGCGCAGGAAGCUGGCCGACCAGUACCCGCACCUGCACAACGCCGAGCUCAGCAAGACGCUGGGCAAGCUCUGGAGGCUGCUGAAUGAGAGUGACAAGCGCCCCUUCAUCGAGGAGGCCGAGCGGCUCCGGAUGCAGCACAAGAAGGACCACCCGGACUACAAGUACCAGCCGAGGAGACGGAAGAACGGGAAGGCGGCCCAGGGGGAGUCAGAGUGCCCCGGCGGGGAGGCCGAGCAGGGCGGGGCCGCGGCCAUCCAGGCCCACUACAAGAGCGCCCACCUGGACCACCGGCACCCGGGAGAGGGCUCUCCGAUGUCGGACGGGAACCCUGAGCACCCCUCAGGCCAGAGCCAUGGCCCCCCCACCCCUCCGACCACCCCAAAGACAGAGCUGCAGUCGGGGAAGGCAGACCCCAAGCGGGACGGGCGCUCCAUGGGGGAGGGCGGAAAGCCUCACAUCGACUUCGGCAACGUAGACAUCGGGGAGAUCAGCCACGAGGUAAUGUCCAACAUGGAAACCUUCGAUGUGGCUGAGUUGGACCAGUAUCUGCCACCCAACGGGCACCCGGGCCACGUGGGCAGCUACUCAGCAGCUGGCUAUGGGCUGGGCAGCGCCCUGGCUGUGGCCAGUGGACACUCCGCCUGGAUCUCCAAGCCGCCAGGCGUGGCUCUGCCCACGGUCUCGCCACCUGGUGUGGAUACCAAAGCCCAGGUGAAGACGGAGACCGCAGGGCCCCAGGGGCCCCCGCACUACAGCGACCAGCCGUCCACCUCGCAGAUCGCCUACACUUCCCUCAGCCUGCCCCACUACGGCUCCGCCUUCCCCUCCAUCUCCCGCCCCCAGUUUGACUACUCUGACCAUCAGCCCUCAGGACCCUACUACGGCCAUUCAGGCCAGGCCUCCGGCCUCUACUCGGCCUUCUCCUACAUGGGGCCCUCACAGCGGCCCCUCUACACGGCCAUCUCUGAUCCCAGCCCCUCAGGGCCCCAAUCCCACAGCCCCACACACUGGGAGCAGCCAGUAUAUACGACGCUGUCCCGACCUUAAAGGGGCCCUGUCACAUCCCCCCAGCCCCUGGCUAGUAUGCCCUUCCCAAGCCCUCGCACCCAGUUCCUGGCCCAUCUUUGUCCUGGUGGUGGCUGGGGAGGAGGCGGCAGAGGCUGACAGCUGAGGGGAGGCUUUCUGUCGGGCUCACUGCCUUUGAUGACCCCACCCCAUCCUGUCCAGGCUCAGCCCAGACAAAGCCCUAGACUUCUAGGCUGGGCAGAGGAGGAGGAGGUUGGUUUUUGCCCCUAGACUGGACCAUGAGGGGCUGCACCUUCCCCCCAGGAUGACCCUCCAUCCCAGGACCUGAGAAGGACCCGCUCACCCUUUGGGAGGGGGAAGCACCCAGGGUCGGAUGGGAAUCGGAGGCCUUGCCAUUCCUGUGACUGUUUCCUCUUUCGUGGAGAACGAGGGGUCUGACAUAACCCAUGCCACCUGUGCCAUGUGCCUAAGGUCAAGGCCACCCCUGCAUCCGUGCCUGGAGUGGGCUAUGUCUGCCCCUCGGGGGCUGGGGACAGCUUUGAAUAGCCUCCGAGAGUGUGGAGGUGGGUGGGGGCUCAGUGGGAGGUAUCCCCCCCAGUGCCCGCUUCCCUCCUGAACACAGAAAGGAAUCAACUUAGAGACCCCAGAUCCAGUUCUAUGCCAACAGCCUGAUUUUUCAUCUAAUCGGAAAGAGGGCCCCAGGGCCUCCUCCACUACAGCCUCCCAGACCUUGAGGCACAUCCCGGAGGUGAGGAAAGGAUUGGAGACAAUUCACAGAGCCUUCCUCCUGGCUCUCCGCCAGCUCCCUCUCCCCUCACCAGGCUCUGUGGCCCCUGCUCUCGGCCCCACUCCUGGGCUCCCUGAGAGCUAUGCUGCUCGUGCCCAAACCCGUGGCUCCAGGAGGACAGGGGCCCAGCACCAGGUUGCUAGCAGCAGCUGAAGACACUAAACUCCUGCCAUGUACAUUCUGCCCUGGCCUUUUGCCCUUUGCUUCCCAGUGGUAUCUGAAUAAAGUAUGUAGCUCUGUCUGCCCCUAUGUUCCUGUUCUGCAGCCCCCACAAUCCACAUGUAACUCAUUACUACCCCCUCUUAUUUAUCUCAGUAGCUCCCCUUCCCCUCCCCCCGCUCCUAGGUUCUCCAGCUCCUAUUAACUCUGCAUUAAGUAUUCCCCGUAAUAAAAUUAAAGGUUCCAGCUA